Messenger RNA from Ictidomys tridecemlineatus (thirteen-lined ground squirrel), 885 nucleotides. RefSeq names its product short transmembrane mitochondrial protein 1 (gene Stmp1). Gene Ontology annotation, cellular component: respiratory chain complex. The record is from RefSeq and is a predicted model, not a curated record. NCBI's taxonomy places the organism in Eukaryota, Metazoa, Chordata, Mammalia, Rodentia, Sciuridae.
UCGAGACGCUUCCGGGGGCGUGGCGUGGCCCGGAAGCAGACGGUCGGUUCCGCCUUCGCGCCCGGGCAGGCAGGCUCGGACCGGCCCGUGGAACUGUAGCCGCCCUUCUGUCCCUCCUUGUGUUCUCGGCCGACAGCAUGCUCCAGUUCCUGCUUGGAUUUACUUUUGGCAACGUGGUUGGAAUGUAUCUGGCUCAGAACUAUGACAUACCAAACUUGGCUAAAAAACUUGAAGAGAUUAAAAAGGAUUUGGAAGCCAAGAAGAAACCCCCUAGUUCCUGAUGCCCACUCCAGCCCUACGUUCUGGAUACUCUGAUUCUGCUGCCCCUGAGGGGCCUCCUGUACCAUCUGAUCCCAAAGCUUUUGUUUUCAUCUUUUCAUCUCCAGCCACAGCAAUUUUCUUCUUUGAUAGAUCCAGUAUUGCCUCAGAGCAAAAGUGGGGCCAUAAGUUAAGAACUACCCUUUAUGUGUCCAACAGCCUUGCCUCUUCCCCCCCCCCCUUCCUUCCAGCUGACUGGAAUUAUGGUGCUAGUUUAGCAAAGUCGCUUCUCCCCUGUUGUUUGGGAUUUCUACUACCUUUUGUCAAAAGAAAAAUUAGUGAGUUUUUUGAAUAGCUGAUCAGAUACAAAUAAUGCUAAUUUCAUAGUUUUGCAGUUAUAAUGGGUGCUUGUUAAACAUUUGUUAUUAAAUUUUGUUGUUUCAAAGUAAUUAAAAUUAAUAAUAUCUAGAAUUCAGUUUCUAUUGAAUUAUCCAUUUAUUUUUACUGUUGUCAGGCAGCUCCAUAGUUGAUAAUUCAACUAAUAAAUCAAUUUGCUAUUCAUGAACUGAGACACUCUAUUCUAAGACUCUUAUCAGUAAAUGGGGAAUUAAAAAAUAUGAAAAGCAA